UGAUGUAUCUUGUGUUUGAACCCAACCACACCAUCGCAUCCGAAUCUGUUGCCCGGGCUGCUGCAGCCCCAGUUGCCCCGCGGAGAGGCGCCGCCGGGCCGUCGGGCUUCCCGAGUCUGCCGCCGGUUCCGUGGGAACCGGCUGGCUUCCUCCGUGCCUGGAAGCGGCAGGGUGUGUCAGGACGAGAGCGCAAUGCCAUGACUUCCUGAAACACUGUGUAUGUGCACAAUCCACACUUGGAGAAAAUGAAGGAGGACAUACUCUACCACUUCAACCUGGGAACCUCCACUCACGACCUGCCAGCUACGUUUGGGGAUGUGAAAUUUGUGUGUGUUGGGGGCAGUCCCUGGAGAAUGAAGUCAUUCAUUGAGUACAUUGCUGCUGAGCUGGCUUUGGAAGACCCUAAAUCAGAGUACCCAAAUAUCUGUGCCGGAACAGACCGCUACGCCAUGUACAAAGUGGGCCCGGUGCUCUCCGUCAGUCAUGGAAUGGGCAUCCCUUCUAUUUCCAUAAUGUUGCAUGAGUUAAUUAAGCUUCUUCAUCAUGCGGGCUGUACAGAUGUUACAAUUAUACGCAUCGGGACUUCAGGUGGCAUAGGGCUUGAGCCCGGCACGAUUGUUUUGACCAAGCAGUCUGUGGACGCCAAUUUCCUGCCCAAGUUUGAGCAGGUGAUACUGGGGAAGACGGUAGUUCGCAGCACCGACCUGGACCUAGGCCUGGCUGAGGAGCUGCUGCAGUGCAGCAAGGACCUAAGCCAGUUUGAGACAGUCAUAGGCAACACCAUGUGCACCAUGGAUUUCUACGAAGGGCAAGCCCGUCUGGAUGGAGCUUUCUGCUCUUACUCGGAGAAGGAUAAGCAAGAGUACCUGACUAAAGCCUACGACGCAGGAGUAUGCAACAUUGAAAUGGAGUCAUCCGUGUUUGCAGCCAUGUGCAAACUGAGCGGUUUGCGAGCUGCUGUGGUUUGUGUGACGCUCCUGGAUCGGCUGAAAGGAGAUCAGCUGACCAGCUCUCACGAAGUUCUUCACAGCUACCAACAACGUCCUCAGAUACUGGUCGGCCAUUUUAUUAAGAAGCUCAUGUGUGCCUCAGCCAAGAACUAAAAGUAAACGCACAUGCAGAAUUUUAGGCGUCGUCACUGGGGACCUAUGCAGCGAAACACCUCAUGCACGUCAGAAUGUGUGGGCGUCCUGCUGAUCCAGUCAGUCAGGAGCGUACCGUGUAGGCUCAGGCCUUAUCGUAGCGUCCCGGGUUUGAAUCCGGCCACAGGACCAUUGCUGUGUGUCUUCUCCUGCUCUCUGAACCUUGCGUUUCCUGUCUGUCUCUCCUGUCCUGUCAGAUAAAAUGCCAAAAAUACACACGGAAUGCCAAACUCCGAAUGAAACCGUUUCACUCUGCAAUAAUCUUAAACUUAAAAAAAAAAAUGCAAGCGAGUUGUGCGCUUCCUGCUGUUUGUCGUGUUGCUGUCCCUUUCAGUGGUGGUCUCAGCACCGUAUUGAUCGUGAUUUCGCUCGUCACAUUUUAGCACAUCAUUACAGUGUAUUUGCUGAUAUUUGUCACACUGUGCUUCCGCUGUCGUCUUCAUGUAUUUGCCUAAGGACCUGCAGGGAAUUGGAUGUACUAUAAUCACGUAGAGCCGUGCGAUCAUUAAGAUGUUUCCUCUGCGAUGCUACCUCUUAUUUUUCUACAACAUGUGACACUGGUAAUGUCAGGCCACGUAACGAUUCUGUGCCAAAAUAUGAAUGCAUUCCUCAUCUUAUGUGUGCCUGUGUAUUUGACAACAAUUGUCGGUCGGCUUGUUGAGCGCUAAUAA
This is a messenger RNA of Lampris incognitus (smalleye Pacific opah), 1813 nucleotides long. It is a transcript of the gene upp1, whose product is annotated as uridine phosphorylase 1. The record is from RefSeq and is a predicted model, not a curated record. Gene Ontology annotation, cellular component: cytosol; cytoplasm. The coding region runs from base 246 to 1103 and encodes 285 amino acids. The transcript is spliced from 7 exons. Lineage: Eukaryota; Metazoa; Chordata; Actinopteri; Lampriformes; Lampridae. Gene Ontology annotation, molecular function: uridine phosphorylase activity. Gene Ontology annotation, biological process: nucleotide catabolic process; uridine catabolic process.